Molecule: messenger RNA, 1632 nt
Organism: Sorex fumeus (smoky shrew)
Lineage: Eukaryota; Metazoa; Chordata; Mammalia; Eulipotyphla; Soricidae
Gene: PPOX
Product: protoporphyrinogen oxidase
Exons: 12
Coding region: 187-1611 (474 amino acids)
Biological process (GO): heme biosynthetic process
Cellular component (GO): mitochondrial inner membrane
Molecular function (GO): protoporphyrinogen oxidase activity, oxygen as acceptor
Source: RefSeq, a predicted model, not a curated record
CCGGAGGGGCCUGAAAGGACGGGGGCGGAGCCGCGGCCCCCAGCUCGCGCUCGGCGGGGCCCCGCGCCCCAGGCCCCCCGGCCCCGAGCCUGCGCCGGCCGAUAGCCAGGGCGGGCCCUUAUCGGGCUCCCCGUGCGCCUUCCGGAACAGGCCGGCGCGGCGCGGGGAGCGCGGGAGCAGCUGCCCAUGGGUCGCACGGUGGUCGUGCUGGGCGGGGGCAUCAGCGGCCUGGCCACCUGCUACCACCUGAGCCGCGCGCCGCGCCCCCCGAAGGUGGUCCUGCUGGAGGCCAGCGAGCGCGUGGGAGGCUGGAUCCGCUCGGUCCGAGGCCCGGGCGGCGCCGUGUUCGAGCUGGGCCCGCGCGGGAUCCGGCCGGCGGGGCCCCUGGGAGCGCGGACCCUGCAGCUGGUGUCCGAGCUGGGCCUGGACGCCGAGGUGCUGCCCGUUCGGGGGGACCACCCCGCCGCCCGCAACAGGUUCCUGUACGUGGGGGGCGCCCUGCACCCGCUGCCCUCGGGCCUCAGGGGCCUGCUGCGCCCGUGCCCGCCCUUCUCCCGCGCGCUGCUCUGGGCCGGGCUCCGGGAACUGUCCGCGCCGCCCAGCGAGGCCCCCGAUGAGACCGUGCACAGCUUCACCGAGCGCCGCCUCGGACCCGAGGUGGCCGCCCUGGCCAUGGACAGCCUGUGCCGUGGGGUCUUUGCCGGGGACAGCCGGCAGCUCAGCGUCCGGUCCUGCUUUCCCAGCGUGUACCAAGCCGAGCGGACCCACCGCUCCGUGCUCCUGGGGCUGCUGAUGAAGGCCGAGCAGAGCCCCCAGCUCGAGUCCCCGCUGGCCCGCCAGGCACGGGCUGAGCGCUGGAGCCAGUGGUCACUGCGUGGGGGGCUGGACACGCUGCCCCGGGCGCUGGACGCCUACCUGAGUGACCGGGGGGUUCAGAUCCUCCGCGGGCAGCCGGUCCGCGCGCUCAGUCUCCAGGCCGGGGGACGCUGGAAGGUGGCCCUCGGGGACAGCAGCCUGGACGCCGACCACGUGGUCAGCGCUCUCCCGGCAGCAGACCUCAGCCCGCUGCUGCCUGCCCAGGCAGGGCCCCUCGCUGCCAUCCUGGCCACCAUCCGCGCCGUGUCGGUGGCCGUGGUGAACCUGCAGUACCGGGAUGCCCAGCUGCCCGUGCAGGGGUUCGGACAUCUGGUGCCUUCGUCUGAGGACCCCGGCGUGCUGGGAAUCGUGUACGAUUCAGUGGCGUUUCCCGAGCAGGACGGGAGCCCCCCUGGGCUGCGCGUGACGGUGAUGCUGGGAGGGUCCUGGAUGCCCUCCGGGGGGCCGAUGCCCUCCCUGGAGCUGCUCCAGCAGCAGGCCCAGAAGGCCGCCUCCCAGCAGCUGGGGCUCACGGGACCCCCAAGCCACUGUCUGGUGCAUCUGCACAGGGACUGCAUCCCGCAGUACACCCUGGGCCACUGGCAGAAGCUGGAAGCCGCGGCUCAGUUCCUGGCCACCCAGAAGCUGCCCCUGAGUCUGGCCGGAGCCUCCUUCCAGGGAGUGGCCGUCAACGAGUGCAUAGAGAGUGGACGCCUGGCUGCGGCCCGUGCGCUGGGCAGCCCCCCUGAGCCCUGAGCCCCCCAGCAGUGGAGGGGA